Molecule: messenger RNA, 2685 nt
Organism: Branchiostoma belcheri (Belcher's lancelet)
Lineage: Eukaryota; Metazoa; Chordata; Leptocardii; Amphioxiformes; Branchiostomatidae
Exons: 5
Coding region: 1-2685 (894 amino acids)
Biological process (GO): nucleocytoplasmic transport; activation of GTPase activity
Cellular component (GO): perinuclear region of cytoplasm; cytosol; nucleus
Molecular function (GO): GTPase activator activity; small GTPase binding
Source: RefSeq, a predicted model, not a curated record
AUGGAGGUUUCGGAUACAGACUUGAUCGGAAAUUCAGACGUUAAAGACGGAAAAACCUUCGAAAUCCCGGCUAUGGUGGAGAAGAAACCGCAGUUACUGCAGAGGGAGAGCACGAAAAGCACAGGGGCGUCGGCACAAGCGGGUCUGCCGUGUGAAGGUGACGAAUUGGAGAAACUUUAUGAAAGCAGAAAGACAACAGUGUCUCCUCCUGAUGUGGUUCAACCGGAGGAGUCGCCCCCUCCGCCGCCCGAUGUCUCCUGCCGCCCGCCGGACCCGCUGUACGUCAGACGGGCAGGACUCAGGUUCUGGUGCACCAAACGGAUCCUCGACUGGCAGAGACAGGCGCUGCGUGCACGGGAGGACCCGGAAGCAGUUCUGAAGCCUGUCCAAGAAUAUGGCGAAGAGUCUGCCUCGAAGAAUGCAGAAAUUCAAGCAGGAGUCAAUGGCUUUGACCUUGCAGACUUACAUGCAGGAUGUCUACCAGCAGAGCAAAAUGCUACUAAAAGGGCCGCACUUACUAAUCACACUGUUGACAAAAGGAAAGGAGAUUCGACCAGUCAACUGGACCAGCCACACUUCUCCACGCAUAUUAACAAGGAAUUCCAGACAACACAUGGCGACAGAAAACGUCCAAUAGGACCGAGAGAGCAUAAUGAGGACCGCAAAGAUCAUGAGGACGAUAGAGAACACGCACAUUACGAGAACGACAAAGAACACGGGCAUUACGAAAAUGAUGGAGAACACGGGCAUUACGAAAACGAUAGGGAACACGAGCAUUUCAAGGACGACGAAGAACACAAAUAUUACCAGUACGAUAAAAACCACGCACUUAACGAAAAUAAAGAACACGGGCAUUACGAAAAUGAUGGAGAACACGAACAUUAUGAAGAACACAAAUAUUACCAGUACGAUAGAAACCACGCACAUUACGAGAACGACAAAGAACACGCACUGUACGAGAACGACGAGGAACUGUCGAACUUAUCUACGCACGUUUAUGCCGAUUUGGACCCCGAUUUUCUGGCAGCACAAGAUGAGAUCAAAAACGCCACAGCUCAGCCAUUCUAUGAGAUGGACAUCACCCCUCCGGAUGAAGAACAAGAACAACCAUUUUACAAGAUGGAUGUCACCGCUGCCAACGACAAACAACAAGAACAACCCUUUUACGAGAUGAAUGUCGCUUCUAAUGAUGACAACAAUGAAGGAGUCUUCUACAAAAUGGACGGUGAUCAACUUGGCCAGCCGACUCCGUCAGAGAACGCGUACGAGGAUUUAGAUGCCGAUUUUAUCGCAGCACAAGACGUGGUGGACAGGAGACAUGGCGGCAAGGAACCGAGCAGGGCUGACAGCGACGGUCCGAGGUGCAGUCAGAACUGCCGUGCGUUCUGCAGGUCUCGUCCUGGGCGCAUGGUGGCGCUUUGUGUUGGUGUCAUCAUUGCUGGUAUUGCUGCAACUAUCGUCGCCGUAAUCCUCAACCGAGUACUGAGUUUUCACCCUAACGAAAACUCCGUGCUGAACCACACAUCACUUCCAACAACCUCCAUAACAUCUGCCCAUCUGCCUGUGACCUCCACAACAGCUGCACAUCUGCCUGCGACCUCCACAGCAUCUGCAUAUCUGCCUGUGACGUCACAAGCUACUUCUGAGACGACAGUUGAGACAGAUCGGUGGAGGGAGUGGACCCUCUACAUCAGAGCGUACUUCCAACAGAACAAUGACACCGCCGCGGGUUUGGAAGAAAGUUACCCGGACAACGAGAUUGUGAUGGCCCUGCUAGAAGACAGGUUAUUCUGGCCCAUUGUGUGUCGGUACUGGAAAAUUCACAAUAAACUCCCACACACCUUGGAUAAGGCCAUAGGCUACGCAAUAGAACACGGCAUUACAAGUAAGUUCAUGGAGUCACAUGGUCUAUCCGCAUAUAGCGAGGUCUUUUCUUCCAUUUUGAACGCGUUGGAGGCAGAGGCAAACAAGAUGGAAGGACUUCCGAAAAAUGGCAACAAGUUGCUGUCACUAAGCAGGCAUGUAUUGUUGGACACUGACGUUGAGGCCUUGGUCCAACUUUUCCCGUAUCUGAGAGGAAUUGCAGAGCUCUAUCUUGUCAACUGCAGAAUUUCUGCUGACGCAGCGACAGUACUGGCUGGACAGCUACACGUACUGGAUACGCUGACAGAUUUAGUUCUGAGGUAUAAUGAGAUAGGAGAUGAAGGGGUGGAAGCAAUUGCAGAGACCUUUCCUCACCUGAAACAGCUCCAGCAAUUGAACAUUGCCAAGAACUCAAUAACAAACGUAGGAGGACGAGCCGUGGCCAACAGGCUGGUUCACCUGCAACAGCUAAAGAAACUCUACUUGGAUGAAAACGAGCUGGCGCUCAGUCUCUCUGCGCUGGCAAAGGCGUUUGCGAACAUGACACAACUAGAGUAUGUCAGCAUGUGGCCCAUCACGUGCAGGGCCGCGUCUUUCCGCAUGGCGGCGCAACAGGUACGAGACGCUGUCCACACACUUGCAGGACAAAUGAGAAUGAGAAACAGUGCCUCUCAGCUUGUAUAUGAUGGCUCUAGUAAUAAACAAGGUAGUACACGGGGACUGGACACUACAUGGCAACAAGUUGAAACUAAACUAACAUCAGGAGUAGUCAUAUCGAACAGACAGUUGAAGAUAAACAUCAAGCUGUUGGUGCUUGGCUAA